UGACUCGCUACUUGACUUUGAUUUUGUAUGAAUGAAUUCAAUAUUCUUCAAAAUCAAAAGCUUUCUUCUAUAUUCUCAUCACUUUCCCUGGAUCUAGCCGCCGGCGACAUAGAUUUCAACAGAGGAUGAUCCGAUAUUGAUUCCGAAUUUCCCGAUCAAGUCAUGAUUUCGUAAUCUCAGGUCUUCUCUCUCUUUUUUUUUCUCGAUCGAAUGGAUUCGACUGAACCGUCAUCAUCGAUAAGUUUUACUUCAUCUCCUCAUUAUUUAUCAAAUGGAGGAUCAAUUAGCUCCGAAACUGGUAAUUCCAAUCUAGAAACCAUAAGUCUAACAAAUCUCAGCUCUCAUCUAGAACAGUUAAUGAUGACGGAUUACACUGAUGCUGAUAUCAUCGUCGAUGGAAUCUCCGUAGGAGUUCAUCGAUGCGUAUUAGCAGCUAGGAGUAAAUAUUUCAAUGAACAUUUCAAGAAGAAAGAUAACGGAAUGGUUGAGGAUAUGAGUAAACAUGGAAAACCUAAUUACUCCAUGAAUGAUUUGUUGUUACCUUAUGGUAGAGUUGGAUAUGAUGUAUUUCUUAUCUUCUUAAGUUAUAUCUAUACUGGACAACUGAAGCCCUUUCCUGUUGAGGUAUCAACUUGUGUUGAUCAUUUGUGUCCUCAUGAUUCGUGUAGACCUGCAAUUGAUGUUAUUGUUGAAUUGAUGUAUGCUUCAUCAGUUUUCCAAAUUCCUGAUUUGGCAUCGUCUUCUCAGAUUCGUCUUUUCAAUUUCGUUAGCAAGGCUAAUGUGGAAGAUAUCAUACCGGUUCUUCUCGUUGCUUACCAUUGUCAAUCAAAUGAACUUGUUUCUCAAUGUAUCCAAAGAAUUGUUGGAUCAGAUCUUGACAGAAUUUCUCUCGAGAAAGAGCUUCCUAUUGAAAUCGCUGAUGAAAUAAGAUUACUGCGUCAAAAAUCCAAAUCUGAAUCGGAGGAGAAUUCAGAUUCAUUACAGGAAAAGCAAAUCAGAAGAAUACACAAAGCACUGGAUUCAGAUGAUGUCGAGUUGAUGAAACUUCUAUUGAAGGAAUCUAAUGUAACCUUAGACGAAGCCUGUGCUCUUCAUUAUGCUGCAUCAUACUGCGAUCCUAAGGUUGUAUCGGAGAUUCUUAGUUUAGGUUUGGCCGAUGUUAAUCUUAGAAACGCUAGGGGUUAUACAGUUCUUCAUGCUGCAGCAAUGCGAAAGGAACCUUCUGUAAUUGUAUCGCUGUUGACGAAAGGAGCUCGAGGUUCUGACCUGACGUUUGAUGGAAGGAGCAGUGUUAGUAUUUGCAGGAGACUAACUAGGCCGAAGGAUUAUCUAGCGAAAACAGAACAAGGAAAGGAAACUAACAAAGAUCGCAUCUGCGUUGAUCUCUUGGAGAAGGAGAUACGCAGUAAUCCGAUGAUGGCUCCUUCGUCGCCAAUUGUAGCAGAUGAUCUGCACAUGAAGCUGAUAUAUCUUGAAAACAGAGUUGCAUUUGCGCGAUUAUUCUUCCCAAUCGAGGCGAAGUUAGCCAUGGAGAUAGCUCACGCAGAGACAACAUCAGAGUUUUCAAAUGGUAACUCAAGGGAGGUUGAUCUAAAUGAAACACCCAUUAUGAAGAACAAGAGACUUCUAUCAAGAAUAGAAACUCUAUCAAAAACAGUGGAAAUGGGUCGGCAUUAUUUCACACAUUGCUCGAAAGUGUUGGAUGACUUCAUGGAAGAUGACCUUCCGGAUCUGUUUUAUCUUGAGAAAGGGACUCAACAAGAGCAGAAAAUCAAGAGGGCGCGAUACAUGGAACUUAAAGACGAUGUUCAAAAGGCCUUUACAAAGGAUAAGGCUCAACUCCGACGUAAUGUAAAUUCUAAAUCUCGGAGAUUGUCUUGAAUUUUGUAAGAAAUGUUUCAUAAGAUUGAAAAUUGUAUUUAAGAUUAAUUUGUAAUAAAAUUAAUGGUAAGUGU
This is a messenger RNA of Impatiens glandulifera, 1955 nucleotides long. Its product is annotated as BTB/POZ domain and ankyrin repeat-containing protein NPR1-like. Gene Ontology annotation, biological process: systemic acquired resistance, salicylic acid mediated signaling pathway; defense response to bacterium; regulation of jasmonic acid mediated signaling pathway. Bases 211 to 1881 code for a protein of 556 amino acids. NCBI's taxonomy places the organism in Eukaryota, Viridiplantae, Streptophyta, Magnoliopsida, Ericales, Balsaminaceae. The transcript has 4 exons. The record is from RefSeq and is a predicted model, not a curated record. Gene Ontology annotation, molecular function: protein binding. Gene Ontology annotation, cellular component: nucleus.